AAACAAACAAAACAAACAAACAAAUAGACAAUCAAGACCAGAAAAAAAAAAAUAGUAAGAAAACGAAAGAAAAGAAAGCAAAAACAACAAGCGCACUGAAAUAAAACACUCAUGAUGGCCACCAGAAAGCGUAAUGGCAUUAAUAGAAUGGUGAUGGCUGUAGUGAUGAUGGCUGUGGCGAUGGUGGUGGUGGUGGUAGAGGCGGAGGAUGAGGAUUACAAGUGUUCAGUGAUGAGAGAGGAAUGCCGCCUGGAGAAAAUCGAGAAGGGCGGGAUGGUGACACGGAACAUCUCCUGCUAUUGUGAACACGGCGAGGACGUGUCAAAGCCGUUGGAUGAGCUGAGUAAUAGCAUGUGUCUGCAGGUGCAUGGCAAGCGGGUCAUCACUUCCAUCCUGCACAUCAACGGCUGCAGGAUUUCCUCCCAGGUAUUCCCCGUGUCCAUGUUGGCCACGUGUCGGGCGUCCACACAUCUGGUGAUCUACGUGAAAGACAGUCCCUAUUUCUCUCUCUCCUCCCCUCUCUACCUCGCCUCCCAUCCCGUCCCAGCCCUGCGCACCAUCACAGCUACUUUCAUUCAGAGCAACGUGAGCGGGAUGCCUGAGCAAGUGGUGGGCGGCGCGGUGGAGCGGGCUGAGGUGAGAGUGGAGGGCGGGCAGAUGAACGUAUUAGAGAGUCGCUCCUUCUCCGGCCUACCCUCGCGACGCCCAAGUUUAUGUGAGCUUUAAGGACACGCAAAUCUUGACAGUGAAGCAGGGAGCAUUUGAUUUGCCACCCACCGCUCGACUGGAGGUGCAAGGAGGACAGAUGCUGAAGUUGGAGACGCAUAGCUACUCAGGCGGCGCCCAGCUCUCUCUCAGCGGCGUGAAAGUGGCCAAUCUGUUCUCCUCGGCCCUCAACAUCUUCGGCCUCAUGAAGCUAAGCGUGGUGAAUUGUACCGUGGCCGCCUUGUAUGAAUCCGCCUUCACACACCGCCCACCGACCUACUUCAGGAAUAUCACUAGAGGACUGGAGGUGCUGGAGGGAAGCGAGGCAACCUUCUCUGGGAACAGACUUAUAAAAGGCAACGGUCAUGCCUUCGUUCACCUGUGCACUGUGGACAAACUCUCGUGGCAGAACAAUGACGUGCUGAACUUCAGUGACAUGCCCCUCAGAUUCCAGGACGCCAAGUGCAUGACGCAGCGGCACUGGGCACAGGUGUUCUCCCAAAACGGACUCUCCUGCCUCAGAUGCUCAGACUUCGCCAACCCCGACAAACAGAGUUGCGGGCUGUACGAGAGUGCCCACUGCAACAGCUGUGAGAAGGAGAUGGACGGCUGCAACAGGCCCCUCCUGCCUUACCUCAUCGACAAGUGCCGCGCCUCGCAUCCAGACAUCGCUCGAGACCUGAAGAACACCUGCGACGUCACCUCCGCGAGAACCCCUAAGGCGCUCGGAGUGCAGGACAAGGAGAAGGGAACCGGUGCGUCUGCCUCCUUCGCGCCUCUGUCUUCGGUGGUGACUCUGGCGGUGGCAAUGCUGCUGGUGGCGCCUGAGUGAGAUUCUGAAACACUCCUACGCUGCGCCUCGACUUCUUUCAAAAGGCUGUAGUUGAGGUUACUUGGGUUUUUAAGGGUGUUUUAGUGACAGAUUAACAAGAUUUCGACAUUAUUAACAGGAGAAACAGUCUUGAAAUCCCAGCUAAUCAUUUCUGUGGCCUUUGGAAAUAGUUGUGAUUAAAGACCAAAGUGUUUCUGAAUGUGGGCAACUUCUCUCUCUCUCUAUCUCUCUCUCUGCAGUUGUUUUCCUACUUCUUAUCCUGUUUUUCUCCACUCCCUUUGUUUUCUAUCAUUUAAACAAGAGUAUGAAUGUAUGUUUUAUAUAGACAAGGGUAUGUUUGUGUGCCUGUAUGUAAGGCUGCCAAACAUUCCCCUGUAUCUGCACACUGCGUCUUCAUUCUAAGGAUUCUUUUGACUCAUUUCAAUAAUUUCUAUGUUUAUUCCUUGUAUACAGUCGGGAAAACUCGUCAGAAAUACAGGAAAAGGGGAGGAGGAGGGAAAAACUCAACUCCUCACUCCCAAAAAGUCGAAUAAAGGCCAAAAACAGA
Messenger RNA from Scylla paramamosain (green mud crab), 2084 nucleotides. RefSeq lists its product as uncharacterized. The record is from RefSeq and is a predicted model, not a curated record. NCBI's taxonomy places the organism in Eukaryota, Metazoa, Arthropoda, Malacostraca, Decapoda, Portunidae. The transcript is spliced from 8 exons. Bases 806 to 1537 code for a protein of 243 amino acids.